AUGACCGACAUGAGCUUCUUGAGCAGCGAGGUGUUGGUGGGGGGCUUGAUGUCCCCCUUCAGCCAGUCGGCUUUGGGGGCUGAAGAAAGCUUAGAUCUCUUAGACGACUACCUGGAGGUGGCCAAGAACUUGAAACCCCAUGGGUUCUCCAGCGACCAGGCGAAGGCGGGCUCCUCCGAAUGGCUGGCUGCGGAUGGGUUGGUCAGUGCCUCGGACAACGGCAAGGAGGACGCCUUUUCGGGGACAGAUUGGAUGGUGGAGAAAAUGGAUCUCAAGGAGUUUGACUUCGAUGCCCUGUUAAGUUUGGGUGACCUGGAUACCAUGCCCGAUGAUGAGCUUUUGGCCACCUUGGAUGACCCCUGUGAACUCUUUGACCCCCUAGACCAGGAGAUUAAUAAGGAGCCCCUCCAUACAGUGAACCCAAUUGGCCAUCUUCCAGAAAGUUUACUACAAACUGACCAGGUUGCUCCCUUCACCUUCCUGCAACCUCUUCCCCUUAACCCAGAGCCCCUGUCCUGCACUCCCGAGCAUUCAUUCAGUUUAGAGCUGGGCAGUGAAGUUGACAUCUCAGAAGGAGAUAGGAAAUCAGACUCGGCUACUUUUAUUACCAUAGUCCCUCAAUGCAUCAAGGAGGAGGAGGUCGCCUCAGACAAUGACAGUGGCGUCUGUAUGAGCCCCGAGUCCUACCUGGGCUCUCCCCAGCAUAGCCCCUCCACCUCCAGGGCCUCCCCAAACAGGAAUCUGCUGUCUCCAGCUACCCCCUGUGGGUCUGCUGGCCCCAAACCCUAUGACCCUCCUGUAGAGAAGGUGGUGGUAGCAAAAGUAAAGGGUGAGAAGCUAGAUAAAAGGCUGAAAAAGAUGGAGCAGAACAAGACGGCAGCCACUAGGUACCGCCAGAAGAAGCGAGCGGAGCAGGAGGCCCUCACCGGGGAGUGCAAGGAGCUAGAGAAGAAGAACGAGGCUCUGAGAGAGAAGGCCGAUUCCUUGGCCAAGGAGAUCCAGUAUCUGAAAGAUCUGAUAGAAGAGGUCCGCAAGGCCAGGGGGAAGAAAAAGGCCCCCUAG
Messenger RNA from Pipistrellus nathusii (Nathusius's pipistrelle), 1062 nucleotides. The record is from the annotation of a GenBank genome assembly. NCBI's taxonomy places the organism in Eukaryota, Metazoa, Chordata, Mammalia, Chiroptera, Vespertilionidae.